Molecule: messenger RNA, 2616 nt
Organism: Ostrinia nubilalis (European corn borer)
Lineage: Eukaryota; Metazoa; Arthropoda; Insecta; Lepidoptera; Crambidae
Gene: B9d1
Product: B9 domain-containing protein 1
Exons: 3
Coding region: 64-657 (197 amino acids)
Biological process (GO): cilium assembly
Cellular component (GO): MKS complex
Source: RefSeq, a predicted model, not a curated record
UUUUUGUUGUGUAAUUUCCAGCAGUUUACGAACAAGUUGAAAAGUAAAAGUUUCACUGAUUCAAUGAAAGAGAAUGGUAUUACAAAGUUUCUUGUGUCAUUCAGUGGUCAGAUAGAAUACGUUGUAUUCCCGGCGGGAGUUUUUGACGAGCAAUUGUACGUGCAUUAUGAAGUGGUUUGGGGACCCGAUUGGGACCCGGUUUCGGGGCUGGCUAGUGGAACAAGUCAGAUGGCUUGCCCUGGAAGCGAUCCUGAGAAGGUAGUCUUCAACAUGCCGAUUGAAUUAGUCUUCAGCAGCACGAAUGUAUUUGGUUGGCCACAGCUAGUCAUCACAGUUAGGGCGCAGAACGCGAUUAGCGGGGACUCCCUCCACGGGUACGCUUUGGUCCUGAUGCCACCGACCGCCGGCGCCAGGGCUACCACAGCGCCACUGCUUCGCCCGCGCGCCGCCACUGUGUUGGGCGAGUGGCUAUCGUGGAUGACGGGGCGGCGCCCUGAGCUGACUGACCCGAAGAUGUUGGCGGGAGGAAAGGAGAACUAUUUGCUGCGCACAGAAUCCUAUGGCAGUGUGGUCGUGGCUCUCUCAAUGGUUUCCAAGGACCUGCGGAAACUCGGCUACGACAACCAACCGGUGUGCACUGCAAUUAAAGAUACAUAACGAAGAUAAUUAUAAUGUAAAAAAAUAGUAGCCAUCAGCCACCAUGAUGGAAGUAUAGGCCUCUGUUAGUGCGCUAAUAAUUACUACUUAAAUUGGCAUAUUACUUAAGAAACUCUUUUUAUUCUAGGCGCAGACCACCGACUUUUAGUUGGCCGAUAGUUGGGUCGGGCUGUUAAUCAGUAUGGAGAUGUAUGAAAGUGCGCACAUUACACCGAUUAAAUAAAAUAUCCUUGGACAUUUUUACACUGCGCCGCUAUCGCGCUGGUCCCAAACUGAGCAAAGCUUGUACUAUGGGUACUAGACAACGGAUAUAAACAUACUUAAAUACUUUUUUUUUGUAAAUACAUACUUAUUAUACCAGGCCUGUUCAUCUCCGCAAGUUUACAUCGAAAACAAAACACGCACGAUAGCCCCCUACAGGAGUACUAUUCGACAAGGUCUCACAUACGAGCGAACAUUGACUUACGCACGCGUAUUCUUGUGUAUGAUGGAAAAAAUAAAGAUAAUGGUGUACUACUUAAAUACUGUGCAGUAUUUAACUGCCUAAAUAAUAAUAAAAACACAGAAUGUACUUUUUUAAGUUGCCUGAAGACACUGAGAGGUAAAUAAGUAGUUAAUAUUAUUCAUGAUAAUUCAUGCUAAAUCAUGUAUUUCCUCCGCCAUUUUCUGCAAUUUGGCACCUCACGUCACAUCAUUUUACCGAAGUCAGCCCUAUAGCUUCGGCGCAGUACCGAUCCAUACCGAUCAGUGACGUUUGUCAACAAAAUGGUGCUUGACUCUUGAGACAAGCUAAAUUACCCCAUAUUGUUAAUGACAUUGAGCAUAAUUUUUUUUAAAUACCUUCGCGAAGUAAAACUUCUGUACGUAGUACUUAUUAUUAUUCUGUGAUUAUACAUAGAAAACACCCAGACCCGUCACAGAAAUGAAAAUUCAUCAUUUCAAUUUCUGCCCGGCCGGGAAUCGAACCCGGGACCUCUCGGCAUAGUAGUUUGUCCUGGACCACUACACCAAACGGGCGACGAUGAUUGAUUGAUACAAAUUGAAUCUGGCUCAACUAUCGGCCGACUAAAAGUCGGUGGUCUGCGCCUAGGCUUAUAGUCUAGUCAACUGAUGUCCAGCCCCGUAUGUAAUUGUGAACCUUUGCUGCUCUUCCCAAGGCGAGUUCGCGCACUCCUGGCACACAAUCAGGCGAAGUGAUAACAUUUAUCAACGAUAGCAGCCCGACGCGAAGUACCGUAUUUGUGGUGUCAAGCCCCAGAAGGGGGAGAAUUGACUAUGAGAAGGGACAUGGAUCAGAGAAAUUUGUAGGGAGUCAAGCAAAGCGCCCGGGGAAAAGAGCCCAGAGCAAGUACCCGCGCGCUCUCCCGAGAUUCGGUUCGUACGCCGUGAGGCAGGAAGAACCAUGGGUGGUGGUGGGUUGCUCUUCCCAAGGCAUGAUAUUCACUAUAGGUUCCGUGUUACGACGAUAACUGACGCUCUAAACUUAUUUCAAUCUAAAUCUUGUUUUAUCCCGUGAUUUGUCUGAAUAUUAAAAUGUAACUUAUCGAAAGCCUCAUCGAAUUGAAUUUUGAGCGUCGUUCUAAUACGAAGAACUCGUCAGUAACAAUACAAAAAACAAGACUCGCCUAUGGAGGUUGUGGUUUAUAACAAAAAGUUUCAUAAUGGGUAUAAUUCGUGGUUUCAAAGGCGAUUUAGUGCAAUAAUCGACCCUGCCCAUUUGAGAUUCGGUUUGGUUUAUGGACGAUAAGUUAUUAAAAAGUAAAUAUAACAUUAAUAAGGUAACAUUGACGAAGGUAUGUUUUGAAUACGAGUGCAAAAGGUGUCAGAAUAAAAUACCUAAAAAAUUAGUAUUUUUCAAAAUAAUAACGACUCCAUAUUUUAUUAUUCAGAAUUUUGGAUUCUGACGUUAAUAUAUUCAUUUUAAUGCAUAUAUUAUGCUAAAGGUAAAGUUAAGAUUGU